CCGUCAUCAGUUCUAACCACGGACUGUUCGUUACCGUCGCCCUCGUUUUGUGAACGCUCUAUAAUCGCACUUGUGAAAUGUUUGUGAUAUAGCAAAAGUUAUUUUCUCCAUGGUUUUGGUGGUAAAGCUAAAAUCGGAGCUUUAUAUUCAGGAUUAUAUUUCAGAUGAGCAUUGAAAUAAGAUAACAUCAACAUGUUAGCAGCAACACUGACCACGCUGACGCCGCGCAUGCGGUUCAGCUACCGCAAGCCUAUUAUAGAAAACUUGGUGUUCAAGCUUCAUUACCAGCUCACGGUAACGAUGCUCUUGGCUUUCGUGAUCCUCGUGUGCGCGAGGGAGUACUUCGGAGACCACAUCAGGUGUUUGUCGGACCAAGGAGUGCCAGACCAUGUGAUACAGACAUACUGCUUCUUCAUGGCCACCUUUACCAUUGUGCGACAUUACAACGAAAGCCUUCUCCAAGGCGGUUUCCUGCCGCACCCCGGCGUGGGUCCCCUAUCCGAGUCAGAUGAAACAUUGCACCACACUUACUACCAGUGGGUGCCAUUCGUACUCUUCAUCCAGGCCAUCUGCUUCUAUAUGCCGCAUUACAUUUGGAAGAAGAAAGAAGGUGGUAGAAUUAAAGCAUUAGUUGAUGGUCUGCAGUAUGCCAGCCUAGCGCUAAAAGAUGAGAGCAUGAAUGUAGCUGGCAUGGACGUACCCUCCAAGGAGGCUCUUGAUAAUCGUCUCAACAUCAUCAGAAAAGAUAUUGUAAUGAGGUUGCGCAUAACAAGAACGUGGUCAGUCUGGUUGGUGUCCAUGGAGGUGGUCAAUCUGCUACACGUGAUGUUGCAGAUCUGGAUUAUCAACAAGUUUCUCGGUGGAAAGUUCAUGUCACUAGGCCCGCAUGUGGUUAACUACAAAGACUGGAGACAAAUCGCAGAUCCACUAGAAACUAUCUUUCCUAAGGUAACGAAGUGUAUCUUCCACAAAUACGGUCCGAGCGGGUCGAUCCAGCAACACGACGCGCUUUGCGUGAUGGCGCUCAACAUCAUACACGAAAAGAUCUACACUAUCCUGUGGUUCUGGUUGCUGUUCCUCUUCAUUGCUUCCCUCCUCGCGGUCAUCUGGCGAAUGGCGUCUUUCUACUUUUACCGGCGGUCGCUUCGUUUCAAUGAAAUGAUGUUCCGCCGAGUGAGCUCCGGCAAGUUCAACUCACACAACGUGAUCAGCGUGAUCAACGGCUCCCAGUUUGGCGACUGGCUGUUCUUAUAUUAUCUCGCCAAGAAUAUGCAAGGAUUUGUCUUCCAGAAACUUUUCAAGCAGCUAUCGGAAGAAUUAGAAAAGCGAGAAGUACCAAACAAUGAACAGAAUGAUACAAACGCCGGAGCAGAGCCUAUCCUUUUAGGGCAGGUCAAUUACGACGAUGAAACUUUACCACUCAAAGAUGCGAAGAAAUCAUCAUAGCUGGAAACAGGAGUUGUAGAGUAGGGUAGUUUUAGAAACAGUAUUUUUUUGAAUGAGAGUUUAUAUUAAGUGAAAUAAAUGAAGAGUUGACAGCCCCUUUAAUCAAGUAACAUUUCUUCAAUUGCUUAAAACAAUAGAAAGCGUUGAAACGUAUGUAGAUGACAUUUCGAUUCUAUUAGUCUCGUAACUGUGAUGUGUCAUCUUCACAUGUUAGGUCGAAAUGUCACUUGACUAGAGAGGCAUAUUUUAAUAGUGUUCGAGAUUUUAUAGAUCAUUGCUCUAGUGAUUGAAAUAAGACUUCAAAUAGUGUUGAAGUCAUAAAUACGCAAGCAAUUUAAAUCGCGUGCAAUCCAAAAAGCCUCAUCAUUACAUCAUCUUCCUUCAAGUUUUUGAACGUCAUCAAAGCCUUUCUACAGUCUCGAAAUCGAAAAACUAUCAUGGAGUUGCUUACAGUUUUUGUAUUUUUACAUAAUUACUUAUUUACUUGCCAGACUAAUUUUAGUAAUAAUAAUAAAAUAUUUAGUAAUUUAUGUAGAUUGUCUGGCCUGGCAGAUACCACUUUUAAUUUUGUGCAACGUUUAAAAACCGUAAAAAAAUCAACUAGCUUCUUUUUUGGUUUUGGCGUGAUAUUAUAAAUAUUGAAUACAGUUACAAAGCUCAAUUUCGUACU
Trichoplusia ni (cabbage looper) is the source of this 2116-nucleotide messenger RNA. RefSeq names its product innexin inx7 (gene Inx7). The transcript has 8 exons. Bases 193 to 1446 code for a protein of 417 amino acids. The record is from RefSeq and is a predicted model, not a curated record. Gene Ontology annotation, molecular function: gap junction channel activity. Lineage: Eukaryota; Metazoa; Arthropoda; Insecta; Lepidoptera; Noctuidae. Gene Ontology annotation, cellular component: gap junction; plasma membrane. Gene Ontology annotation, biological process: phototransduction.